Ficedula albicollis (Collared flycatcher) is the source of this 834-nucleotide messenger RNA. Its product is annotated as olfactory receptor 14C36-like. Gene Ontology annotation, molecular function: olfactory receptor activity; G protein-coupled receptor activity. NCBI's taxonomy places the organism in Eukaryota, Metazoa, Chordata, Aves, Passeriformes, Muscicapidae. Gene Ontology annotation, cellular component: membrane. The transcript has a single exon. The record is from RefSeq and is a predicted model, not a curated record. The coding region runs from base 1 to 834 and encodes 277 amino acids. Gene Ontology annotation, biological process: G protein-coupled receptor signaling pathway.
AUGUCCAACAGCAGCUCCAUCAGCCUCUUCCUCCUGCUGGCACUGGCAGACACGUGGCAGCUGCAGCUCCUGCACUUCUGCCUCUUCCUGGGCAUCUCCCUGGCUGCCCUCCUGGGCAACGGCCUCAUCAUCAGCACUGUAGCCUGUGGCCACCACCUGCACACCCCCAUGUUCUUCUUCCUGCUCAACCUGGCCCUCAGCGACCUGGGCUGCAUCUGCACCACUCUGCCCAAAGCUAUGCACAAUUGCCUCUGGGACACCAGGAACAUCUACUCAGGAUGUGCUGCACAGGUGUUUCUGAUUUUCUUCUUUCUUGGUGCAGAGUAUUCCCUCCUGACCAUCAUGUGCUACGACCGCUACGUGUCCAUCUGCAAACCCCUGCACUAUGGGACCCUCCUGGACAGCAGAGCUUGUGCCCACAUGGCAGCAGCUGCCUGGGCCAGUGGCUUUCUCUAUUCAUUGGUGCGCACAGCCAAUACAUUUUCCCUGCCCCUGUGCCAUGGCAAUGCCCUGGGCCAGUUCUUCUGUGAAAUCCCACACACCCUCAAGCUCUCCUGCUCCAAAUCCCACCUCAGGGAACUUGGGCUCAUUGCUGUUAGUGCCUGUCUAGCGCUUGGCUGUUUUGUGUUCAUUGUUUUCUCCUAUGUGCAGAUCUUCAGGGCUGUGCUGAGGAUCCCCUCUGAGCAGGGAAAGCACAAAGCCUUUUCCACCUGCCUCCCUCAUCUGGCUGUGCUCUCCCUGUUUCUCAGCACUUCCACAUUUGCAUUACUGAAGUCUCCCUCCAUCUCCUCCCAAUCUGGGCCUCCCCAGGGGCCACCUGACAGGUUUGGUUGA